AUGGUCAAGCGCCUGCGCAUACACCACCGUUUGAACGUCACCGUCGUGGCGCAGGACACCCGUGGCUGCGGAGUCCACGGGACUUGCGACGAGUGGCGGUCGCGUUGCGACUGCCCAAUCGGCUUCACUGGCGAGGCCUGCCAGAUAGCGACGCUUCCUGCGUGCCAGCUGGGCAAUCACCUCCUGCCCAUUCGAUCUUGGAUCCUGCUGGCGCUCUUUCGGCUACACCGCGGGGGGAAGGCGAAAGAGGUGUCAGACCGAGGCAUCGGGCCGGACCUCGCCAGCUUUGAGCCGCACUGCGUGCACCUUCCGCCCAGCCUGAGUCUGAAGAACUUUCUCACCGUCCCCGCAGUGUUCACCAACCUCGCCUGCGCCUGA
Messenger RNA from Emiliania huxleyi CCMP1516, 378 nucleotides. RefSeq lists its product as hypothetical. The record is from RefSeq and is a predicted model, not a curated record. The transcript has 4 exons. NCBI's taxonomy places the organism in Eukaryota, Haptophyta, Isochrysidales, Noelaerhabdaceae. The coding region runs from base 1 to 378 and encodes 125 amino acids.